AUGAGGAGUUCGCUUGCAUUGCCGUCGCGGCGGCUUAUUCUCUCCUAUGUUCUCGACUGGGUCAUGAUUCUGGGCAUCGCAGCCGUGGGCGGCGGUUUCAACCGUGUUGGCCCCUACCAUCGACCGUUCUCCCUCAUGAACCUCGACAUCUCGUACCCGCACACACUGAAGGAGACAAUCCCGGUAUGGCUCCUCCUGGUCGUCGGAAUGGUCGUCCCGGGCAUCAUCGUACUCCUCGUCUGCCUGCUUUUCAUCCCGGGGCCAACCGCGAACCCGAGGACGCCGAAGACGCUCAUCUGGCGGCGCAAAUUCUGGGAGGCCAACACCGGGUUGAUGGGGCUCGGUCUUAGCCUUGCGACGGCAUUCUUGAUCACCGAGGGCAUGAAGAACCUCUUCGGCAAGCCGCGACCUGACCUGAUCUCGCGCUGCAACCCGGACCUGAGCAGGAUACAGGAAUUCACGGUCGGCGGAUACGGCCAACCGCUCUCGGAUAGAUGGGUGCUGGUUUCCUAUGGCAUUUGCCAGGAGACGGACAUGGAUAGAUUAGAUGAUGGCUUCAGAAGCUUUCCGAGCGGGCACUCUUCCUUCUCCUGGGCCGGUCUCCUCUACCUAACCCUCUUCCUCUGCGCCAAAUUCGCCGUCGCAAUCCCCUUCCUCCCACCACGGCCCUACUCGCAAGAAAAAGCCUACACAGCCCUCGAAGACGAACAGCGCUUCACCCUGCCGGCCUACACGAAGCACGACCGGCCGCUCUCCCCUCACAAAAGCACCGACACCUCCUCUACCCCGUCCGCCUCCGACACCUCGCCGCCAAUAAUCCCCGUGCGCAACCAAGCGGCCGCCCCGCCCGUCUGGACCCUCGUCAUCGCCCUGAUCCCCUUCGCGGCCGCCAUCUACAUCUCGAGCUCGCGCUUCUCCGACUUCCGCCACUUCGGCUUCGACAUCAUCUCCGGCAGCUUGAUCGGCAUCGUCUGCGCCUGGUUUUCCUUCCGCUGGUACCACCUCCCCAUCCGCACCGGCGCGGGCUGGAGCUGGGGCGCCAGGACCAGGGAUAGGGCGUUUGGCAUCGGCGUCGGCAUUGCGGGAUAUGUCGGCCCGGAGGGCUGGGGGAGCAGUAGGAUGAGGGGGGAUGAGGAGGAUGGGGUUGGGAGGAAUGGGGUGAGUGGCGUGAAUGGGGUCAAUGGCGGGGUGGAUGGCGCGAAUGGCAUGGCGCAUAGUACGAGCAUCAUCGGGCCGGGGCUUGAUGGCGCGGCGGAUGGGAGCGUGCAGAGGGAUGCGGUGGUUGAUCUGCCGGUGGGCAACGGGAGCAGGGUGUGA
Molecule: messenger RNA, 1317 nt
Organism: Coniosporium apollinis CBS 100218
Lineage: Eukaryota; Fungi; Ascomycota; Dothideomycetes
Exons: 4
Coding region: 1-1317 (438 amino acids)
Biological process (GO): phospholipid metabolic process
Molecular function (GO): phosphatidate phosphatase activity
Source: RefSeq, a predicted model, not a curated record